GAAGCGGGGCUUCUCUAUGGACGCAGCCGGAGCGGCUGCUGCGGCGGCGUUGUUGUGGUCAGGAGAUGGGGAGGAUGAAGCUCUGGAGAUCGCGGCCGGAUCGGUGGUCAAGCUGCAGAACUUUCCGGUCUCCUGGGUGGAGGAGAAGACCCUCCCACUCCUUUCGACAAAGUUGGCCAGAUUGCUUGGGCGAUUUGGAGAGCUACGCUUUAGACCGGUGGCGCAAGCUGAAAAGUCCGGAGAACUGGCUUUCUAUGCAGCUUUCCAUGAAGCAUCUGCCGCAAAGGAGGCAGUUGCCAAACUGGACGGUACUGACCUCCGAAGCAAUGCAGAGAAGAAAGCUGCCGGAGGCCGAGCAGCACACAUUUGGGAGCGCUUCUCCGUGCAGUUGGAGGACAUGCUGAGCUCGGCAGUGGUGGCCCUCUGGAGCCAGCAGCAAGAUGGGUCCAAGCGGAAGCUUCGUGAGAAGCCAAAGGAAAAGCCGCGCGAAGAGCCUGCACAGCCCGAGACAGAGGAAGCCUUUGAGUUCGAGUUUGUGGAUGAGGACGAAGCUGCAGAAGCGAACAAAGCGGAGGACAGCGAGACGGAGCCGCCCACUGAACCGCCCAGUGAGGGUGAGGAGUGUGACGAGGACCGAUCCAAAGUGACGGUCUUGCUUCGAAACUUCCCCCUGUCAUGGCUAGCCGAUGAGGUGCUGCCGCAGCUCGGAGCAAGGAUUUCAGCCUUGCUCAAUAAGUUUGGGCCACUCGCCAGCAAGCCCAAAUUGCUGGAUGGUGCCAUGAGCACAUUGGGGUUGGUGGCCACUGUGGCCUUCAAGGAGGAGAAAGAUGCCGAGAAGGCAAUUCAAGCGCUGGAUGGUCUGGAUUGGAGGAGCCCGGAAGAGGUGAACGGUGGACACCCUGCUGCUGCCCAUGAGCACUUUCGAGCUGAGAUUGUCAACCCCGAGGAGGUGGCUGUCAGGCUUGCUCAACUCAUAGCAGCUCCACCAGGACUUCCCAGCUUCGGUGGAUUGCCAAGUGAAGGUGCGGUUGCAGCACAAGCCUUUCUCAGCGCAGAGGUUGAUCCCAAUUUUCAAGGAGAAAAACCGAAAAAAGAAAGGCCAAAGAUUAAGCUGCAACAAACAGGUCGCAAUCUUCGCUGGGAAAGAUCCAGCAGUGACGAAGAGCCACAGACCACCUGGGACACUUGGAGCGCUCCAGCACCCCCGGUGGCAGAAGUGGUUGAGGUCGCCCCCGAGAUGCGUGAGCUGGAUCCCAGCGACACGCAUUUGGUGAUUCGCGGAGUGCCUUGGGACUGGAGUGCGCUGCAAUUGCAGAUGCUCUUCACUCCUUUUGGCGGAGUCCAGGCCAUGCAGCCGUUUGCCAGCAAUGAUCAGGGCGAGCGUAUCGUGAGGGUACGGCUUGAAGAUUUGGCGCAACACUCUCAAGCGGCAGCGCAUUUCCAACAAAAUCCAAGCGACGGGGUCACAUUGGAGUGCGAGCAUUUUCUUGGACCCAAGGAGCAGGAGAUUCUGGCGCAAGCAGCCGAGGCUGAACGUAAGAGGAAGGCGGAAGCAGAGGAGGCAGAGAGGCAGCGACAAGCUGUGAUUGCGGAGGCUGAGCAGCAGCGGCAGGCUGCCAUGUUUGCGGCCCGGCGAAACAUGUGGGAAGCUGCAAACGCAGAUUUCGCAGCGGCGGUGCUGAUACAGGUUGAGAAAGACUUCGAUCGUGGAAAGCGGCUGCAGGCAGCUGCGGAAUCCUUGAGGGAUACGACACUGAGCAAGCAAAGGAGGCGAAUGAUGAUGGCCUUGGUCGAGGCAGAGCGCAAGAGACAGGCACCAAUGAUCCCCGGCAUGGAGCGGGCUGCCAUGGCGGCUGCCGAUGCAGACUCCGACGCAUGGCAGAAGUAUGUGGUUCAUGCAGAGCGUCAGUACCUGAAGCUGAUCAAGGAGGCGGAAGAAAUGGAAACUCGAGCUAUGGCCAAAGCAGAACGCGAGACCCGCAAAGCUGAGCAGGCUCGCAUCGAUAUGGAGCGACGGCGGCUCCAUCGUGAGUACAAGAUGCGAGAGACAGAACGGGCUUCCAUGAAAAAGGCUGACCAAGAGAGCCGUGUGGUUGAGGCUGCCAUCGCGCUUUCAGAAGAACGCCAACGCGAAGAAUUUGAGGCCGAACUCAUGGAACGAGCUGAGGACGAAGUGCAUGAAUUCUUGCAAGAGGAGAAGCGCAGAGAAGCAGAUGAGCGGCGAAGGAUGGCGGCCGAUGAGGCUGAGUUCUUCCGACGGCAGGAGGAGGAGAAGAAACGGAGGGCCGAAGAGGAGCGCAAGCAAAAGCUCGUCCGGGAAUGGCGGAGGAAACAGCAAGCUAGGAGAGCAUUGGACUCAGAUGAGGAGCAAUUGGAGCCAGAGGAAGAUGAGGAGGACAAGGCUCCAAAAGAGGAGGUACAAACGAAGCAAAAGGACAAAGAAGAAGAGCAACCUCCUCCAAAGGCUGGAGCUCGAAAUCCAUUUGGACCUGUCACACCCAGGCAAGCUCCAGAGAAGACGAACUCGAAGGAGGACAAGGACAAGGAGAACGAUCUUGCGCGGGAAAGCAAGCGGGCCCGCAAAGAGGAGAAACGCAGGCUGAAGGAGGAAGAGGCUGCAAAAAGGCGAAAGCGGGAGAAGGAGGAAGCGGAAGCUGAAUUGCAGCGCUUUGAGCAGGAGCUGCAGCGCCGCAACAACUUCCUGCUGCGGCGGCGUCAGCAAGAGGAGGAUGAUCAGCGCAAAGAGGUUGAGGCGCAGCUGCAAGCUGCAAGAGAGGAGGAAGAACGCAAGCAAAGAAAGGUGGAGAUAGCGCGCAUGGUUCGAGAAGACAAACUACGGAUGAAGUUUGAAGUGGAGGAGAGGAAGCAAGAAGCAGAGAAGCGAAAACGCGAGGAAGCUGAAAGAAGAAAGCAGGACCGAGCAGAGCGACGACGGAAGGAAGAGGAGCAGGAAAAACAUGAGAGGGAAGAGCAGCUAAAAGCUUCAGCACGCUGCAUGCGCCCUGAGGAGACUGCGAGGCUUUUGCAAGCAAAAGAGCAGGAAAUUGCGCGAAUACAGGCGGAGCUUGCCAAGAAGAGGAAAGAGGAGGCGAUCAAGCGGCAACAGGAGGAGCGGAUGAAAGGCCUUUGCAGUGAGAAAAGGUCACACGCCUCUCUCUCUCUCUCUCUCUCCCUCCUGCAAUCUCCGCAAUGCUGCAUCUCACAAUUAGGUGGCAGAAGCAGGUCGAAGUCAUCAUCUCCUGCGACAUCUGCAAGCAGGUGUCAAGAGAAGUCAAGCAGCAGCCCAUCCGCUGCCCGGAAGCGCCGCCGAGUGUCGAAGCGGCGCAAGGGUCGAUCUCCUAGUCGAUCCCGACGAAAUGAGAAGCGAAGAAAGCAUCGCAAUCGUAGCAGAAGUUCCAGCUCAAGUGGCAGACGAAGAAAACAUUUGUGCAGACUUCUUUGCUGAUGGUUAUCUCCGUAUGUGCUGCUGCCUGCACACAUCAAAUUGAAUGUAAGCCUUUGUUUCCUGUGCAAUUCACAAUUUC
Durusdinium trenchii is the source of this 3524-nucleotide messenger RNA. Lineage: Eukaryota; Dinophyceae; Suessiales; Symbiodiniaceae. The record is from the annotation of a GenBank genome assembly.